This is a messenger RNA of Pieris macdunnoughi, 2622 nucleotides long. NCBI's taxonomy places the organism in Eukaryota, Metazoa, Arthropoda, Insecta, Lepidoptera, Pieridae. The record is from the annotation of a GenBank genome assembly.
AUGAAUAAUGCCCAAGAAGAAGUCGGAAACGACAUGUGUAAAAACCACACUGGAAGAUCCGAAAAGGAUUUUUACAGGAUUUGUCCUUCAAAAUUAAGUAAGCGUGAGCUAGAAGACAUGUACUUUGCUCUUGUCGAAAAUAACAUGGAUCUCAAAAAAACUUCAAAUGGGCAGCGGGAACAGAUCAAACUUUUGAACACUAAAGUCCAGAGGAUGAUGGCUCAGCGACCCACUACCACUAGGGAGCUAAAGGAAUGCUGCAUCAAUAAUAAAGCUAUUAUAAAUGAGCAAAAGGAUGUCAUAGCUGAUCUGAAAAAAAGUAAUGAUCGCUUAACAGAAAGAAUUCGCUUGCUUAACAUGAGACUUUGCUCUGCAAAGCAGUUUCUCAAAAAAGGCCAAUUACCAAAUAGUGCCCGAUGCCCAAAAUGUUGCAAUGGUGUGCCUGUAUCUAUUAAAAAUUCAUCCACCACCGGUCUUAUCACAGAACAUGUUGAACCCAGUGUUAAAUCUGCAAAUGCAUCCUGCCAAUACCUUGCAAAUGUUACUUCACCGACACCCGGAUCUUCUGCAAGAGAACAGCCAGAGGCUCCAGAUAAAACAAAUGAAUUGUGCGAUCAGAACAAAUGCCGCACUGCAAUGGAGGAGCUUAAACAGAAAACAUUAUCGCUACAAGAGGAGCUAUCGCAAACGCACGAAGAAUAUGCGUCGCGUAUAAAAAAGUUGGAAGAUGAAAUGACGCGUCUCAAUACUGAGAACGUACGCGUACGUUCGGAGUCUACGUCUAGCGAACAUCGUAUGGAACGACAAAGUGGGGAGAUUUCAGAUUUAUUGCAAAGGUUGAGGAAGUGCGAGGCCCAAUGUGAGCAUUUGACAGUCCAAUUAAAGAUAGAGAGAAGUCGGUCGGCGGAACUAGAGAUGCAAUCGAAGGCUUUGGAUAUGUCGUCCGCAAUAGCUACGGCUGUUGAACAACACCUAGCCGGAUUAAAUUUAAAAAAGGAGGAAGUGGAUACAAAAGUAAAACGCGAUAUGUCAGCUCAAAGUAUCGACAACAGUUCUAUGUAUCAUUGCCAGUUCCAACUAAUAGUUCCCAAUAAUUCUAUUUCAUCUCAAACGGACAAAGUAUCAGAAGCGAGUUCGGAAAAAUUUAUUAAUCGACCUUCAGAUGAUUCAGGGUACACUGAUAAUAGCAAUGCUUCUUGUGAGGAGUCAACCAAAAAGGAUAUCAAAGUCGUGAAUGAAAUUUCCGCUCUUCAAGAGCAGUUGGACAACUUGAAACAGUCGCUUGGAGAAAAUCGCGACAUUGAUUUUGACGAAUCCAUUUUACUAAGAAGAAAGUCUUGUUUGGAAAGACCAUCAUGCAGUAAAAAAGAUGACUUUACAAAUCCACCGGUGCCCGGUGAUCGCGAUUUUCUUAUAAGGACAAAUCGACUUAAUUCUUUCAAAAGCACACAAGAAUGGUGCAAGGACUAUGACAGAAGUGAUGCAGGUUCUUCUAUCUGUGAUAAUCGUUCAUUAUCUGAUAUAAAAGAUAAAGAAAAAUGCAAUUCUGAUAAAGAAAACUAUACGAUUGAACAGAAUUGUGAAAAAGACAUUUUUAAUAACAAAGAUGUACCUAAACUCGAUUUAAGCGACGUUAACGAAUCUAGCGAAGGAAACAAAACAUAUAGAAAAGAUGAUGAUGAAAAAAACGCUGAUAAACCAAACGAUAGUUUUCACUUCACAAAAGAAAUGAUAACUAAAAUUGAUGGUAAACUUGUCUCUAAACCGUUUCAUGAGAUAGAUAGAAAAGCAUCGAUUGAUGACUUUCAAAAAGAGAGAGAUAAUUAUAAAGAAAAUAAUAAUUUGACAGGUCUAUCGAAUAUAAAGAAAACUUCGAUAUCACAAAUCGAAUCUACGGAAAUUGAUAGGCAGUUUGUGUCGACCGGUGUUGAUCCUAUAGAGUUGCCUUUGGAUAGGUUUAAAGAGACUGGUGUUCAUACUGAUGAGACAGCAUUGUCCUUAUUAGAGAAGAAUCGCCUUGAAAUAUGUGAGCAAUCAGUCCGCGUGUGCACUUGUCCGGAGUCCGCCCGUCGUGGUACGUCAAUGUUCCGUUCGUGUAGUGGUUCACUUCGCUUCACAACCACGACCUCUAACAGCAAGUUUCGGAAGUGUAAUUGUGCCGAUAAUUUAUCUCUGGAAAUGAAAGGUGUUAAAGAUUCCCAAACUUAUGUUCGUAAACCAUCAACGCCACACGGUACAUUUGUUCUACAGGGUGAGGCAAUAUUGGACACGAUGUCACCCAACACAACAGGCUGUGAAGUAUCCUCUUUGACGGAUUUACCUUCGGAAAGAGAAGCUGUAAGUGCGCAAACGUCUCUAGGUGAAGAUAAGGGCACAUAUACACAAAGCGACGAAACGCCACGCUCAACUACGGACUACGGGUCGCUCAGUGAAGGCGAAGUACCGAUUUCUGGACGUAAACGGCCUUCGAUUGGUGAAGCGCCUCCUGAUGUCAAUUUGCGACGUCGAGAUACAUCGACUUCAGAAAAAAUGGAGGACACAUUGCGUGCGAUCAGCGAAGAGUUGUCGAGAUGUAGGCAUUUGUUACAGAUGCAAUCCUCACACGAGGUAAUUGACUAUUAA